AGCUGAAAAAAUAAUGAACUUAGGCAGUCCGCAAAAGAAGUCUGUUACUGGCCUUUUUACCCCAGUAAAAGGAGCUCAAACAAAAGGAUAUCUUGGUAUGACCCCAAGCAGAAUGGGUUCAUCAAAAAUCUUGGCGGCAUUACCAGAGAUGAAAACAGAUAAAAUGACUACCACAAAGGCAGCCAUACAGGUGUUUGAUGUAAAUGGAGUUGAUGUUACUCCUCGACCUCUUUACCGUCCAGAUCCACAUACUGGUACACCAAAGCCAAAUAAACUGUUGACAUCACGAGAAGGAUCAUUCUCCUCAGAAUUUGUACCUUCCCACAGCCUUUAUCAAAAUACACUAAAUCCUAGUAUGUUAGGGCAGUUUUCAAGGUCAGUUUUAGGAAGCAGUACAGUGUCUAAGUCAAGUCUAUCAACUAAUGAGUCAAUAGCAGAAGACCUAGAAGAAUUAUCCUAUAAACGGGAAGGACCGGCUAGUAUUACAGAGUUACAAAUUCCAAAGAAAACAACCAGAAAAACUAUAACCAAAGAAGAACUAAAGAAGACUAUAGACAUACUACUCACAGAGACAGAAACAAUUACAUUGUUUAACCUACCAACAGUCAUGAUUUCUGUAGAAGCUGAAGAAGCUGACAAAAUACUCCAGAGAAACAAGAAUUAUGAGAACCUUUGUAAAAAUAGAUUAGGCAAUGACUUAUAUGUUGAAAGAAUGAUGCAGACUAUUAAUGGAGCACCAAAGAAUAAAGAUGUUCAAUGUGACAGAAUUAUAAAGGAAAACAAAGGCAUAAUGUCUACUGCUUGGGAUUUAUAUGAUUCUUAUAAUACUCUGGAGCUUGCAUCUUUACCAAUAAAACAAUCUACAAUUGACUCAAGCUGUAGAGGAAGUAUAAAACGAUCUAUAAUUGAGUCAAGCAGUAAAGUCAGUGUACUUUCUAAAGAUCAGGAUCGAAGAGGGCCAGGAAGUACUACAGAAAAAAAUAGUGACGCUAGUUCUAUAAUGGAAAUAGAAAAUGCAAUUCUGGCUAAAAUGCAUGAUGAAGAAGAAGACCACUCAGAAGCAAUAUUCAAAUCCGAAAAGUUUCACCAGGACUUAUUUUUUAUGGAACGAGUUCUAAUGGAGAAUGUAUUUCAGCCCAAACUUGCAGCUUAUCGUCAGCUUCCUAUUUUAAAAGAACCAAAACCUGAAGGGCCUAAAGACCUUUCAGGAGGUAAAAAACGUGAAGAGGUAGAAGAGAAGAAGGAAGAGGAAGAAGAAAUAGAAAUAGGUGAAGAACAAUCAACAAUACCAGCCAAUUUGGAACGACUUUGGUCCUUUUCCUGUGACUUAACCAAAGGUCUUAAUGUGAGCAGCCUUGCCUGGAAUAAAACAAAUCCAGACCUUUUGGCUGUUGGCUAUGGGCAUUUUGGAUUUAAAGAGCAAAAAAAAGGAUUGGCUUGCUGCUGGUCAAUAAAGAAUCCCAUGUGGCCAGAACGUAUUUAUCAGAGUCCAUAUGGAGUUACUGCUGUGGAUUUUUCCAUUGGAACACCUAAUCUUUUAGCAGUUGGCUAUCACAAUGGCACCAUUGCGAUUUAUAAUGUACAGAGCAACGUUAAUGUUCCAGUUCUGGAUAGCAGUGAAUCACCUCAAAAACAUUUGGAACCUAUAUGGCAACUACAGUGGAUAGAACAAGAUCGAGGAACAACAGGUGAUGACAAGAGAGAAAUACUAGUUUCUAUAUCAGCAGAUGGAAGAAUCGCCAAAUGGGUUAUACGCAAAGGACUGGACUGUUAUGAUUUGAUGCGUUUGAAGCGAACUACUGCCAGCAUCAGCAGAAGAGGAGGGGAAAAGGAAAAGAAAGGUGAAGCUUUGAUAUCUCGUCAAGCUCCUGGGAUGUGCUUUGCUUUUCAUCCCAAGGACACAAAUAUCUAUUUGGCUGGCACUGAAGAAGGUCACAUUCACAAAUGUUCUUGUUCAUAUAAUGAACAAUACCUAGAUACCUACAGAGGACAUAAGGGUCCAGUGUAUAAAAUAGCAUGGAAUCCGUUUUGUCAUGAUGUGUUCUUAAGCUGUUCGGCAGAUUGGGGCGUUAUUAUAUGGCAACAGGAAAAUACCAAGCCUUUUUUGAGUUUUUAUCCAACUACUUAUGUUGUUUAUGAUGUUGCCUGGUCCCCGAAAUCAUCCUAUAUAUUUGCAGCUGCAAAUGAGAACAGAGUGGAGAUUUGGGACCUUCACAUCAGCACUUUGGAUCCUCUAAUUGUGAAUGUUGCUAACCCUGGAAUCAAGUUCACAACUGUUCUCUUCGCUAAACAAACAGAUUGCCUUCUAGUGGGAGACAGUGAUGGACAGGUUGCUGUGUAUGAACUGAGAAAUAUGCCCACUGCUUUGUCUUCUGGCCGGAGAGAUGUGAUAGAUAGUUUGCUUGGACCAAGGUCAAAUCAACCAGCAUAAAUUGUCAUUACUGAUAUCCUUUCUUGUUAAUUGUUUUUUUUUAAAGGAACAAUGUUUAAUAUCUAAUAGUCUGAUUGGAUGCAGUAAGCUGGGAUUUUGAUUUUAGAAAACAAUAUUUAAUGUAUAACUUCUAUUUGAACUUAAUAGAAAUUUAAUCAACCUUUAUUCCAGAGAUAUGUUGUUAGUUUUUUAUCCAAGCUAAUUGUAAGGGUAUUGUUGGGAUUUUCUUAAUUUUUGAAAGAUACUCCUACUCCAUUUCUUAAUCGUAUUCCAAGUACACAUACAUACUUAUAAAAUGUCUAUGUAUGUUAGAAAAUUAUUAUUCCUUUAGAAGAAAAGCUUGGAAGUUAUUAGAAUUACUUAAACAAAAAUCUUUAUUAAGUCUAAGUUCUAUACACAUUUAAAUCUUCUGUUUUCCAAGGUUUGUGAAUUAUGCAGGUGUUAGUAUUAAGAAAAUACUGGAUUCUCAUACUCAACUUUAAAUCAGUAUUCAUCCUCUUAGAUCUGAGAGCUGAGCUAUAGAACUUUAUUAGACUAUUUGACAAGCAAAAGACAUGACAGCAAAAGUCAGAAUUGCACUGUUUGGCCAGCAGGCAUGACACUCACAGUUCAGGGAGAAGAGUUAGUCUGGGACACAUCAGGGCUCCCUCCUCUGCAUGCCCGGAAUCUGCCCAGACUUAAGUGGGCCCACAGAGAAAACAGAAAGUCCCUGAUCUAUAGUUUGCAUCAGGAUGUUAUUUUAUAAUGACUUCUAGGGCAAGCUUGUGGAAAUAGAAGGAGUAGGAGGCAGUGACUCCUCCAAACAUAGAUUGCUAACAGUCUGUUCCAUGCUGUUUGUUUCAACAAGUCCUGGUUUUCGUUAACUGAGGCUGAAGGACAGUAUGGCCUAUAAAGCAUGUUACGUGAGGAGGACAAGACAAGGCAUUUAAACCUCACUAAACUCUCUAAAAAAGAUAUAUAUUAAAACUAAGAAUACAAUCGGUGCAACAGUGGGAACUACCUUUCACAAGUAUCAAUUUCUUCAACAUCUCCAUUUCUUUGGAGCCAUCUGUUAAACAAAAGCAAGGCAACUUUUAGGUAGACUGAGAUCUGAGGUCAUGUUAUAAGGAACAUACAUUUCCUACUGGUAGAAGUCUAUUGUAACACAUCCCCUUGUCUUUCUGAAAGGUUGGACUUUCCAUAGCACCCUGUGCAACAAAAUAAAAACUUAAUUUCAUAGGA
Molecule: messenger RNA, 3652 nt
Organism: Myotis brandtii (Brandt's bat)
Lineage: Eukaryota; Metazoa; Chordata; Mammalia; Chiroptera; Vespertilionidae
Gene: DNAI4
Product: WD repeat domain 78
Exons: 18
Coding region: 14-2431 (805 amino acids)
Biological process (GO): cilium movement
Cellular component (GO): axonemal dynein complex
Molecular function (GO): dynein light chain binding; dynein heavy chain binding
Source: RefSeq, a predicted model, not a curated record